Suillus paluster is the source of this 863-nucleotide messenger RNA. RefSeq names its product ubiquitin-conjugating enzyme. Gene Ontology annotation, biological process: proteasome-mediated ubiquitin-dependent protein catabolic process; protein polyubiquitination. NCBI's taxonomy places the organism in Eukaryota, Fungi, Basidiomycota, Agaricomycetes, Boletales, Suillaceae. The transcript is spliced from 8 exons. The coding region runs from base 149 to 685 and encodes 178 amino acids. Gene Ontology annotation, molecular function: ubiquitin conjugating enzyme activity. The record is from RefSeq and is a predicted model, not a curated record.
GCAAGUAAGUAACGUGUCGAUCGUCGGUGUGUCAAAUGCAAGUCAAAUGAGUGUCUUCCCACGAUUGAUCCCAGCUUGCUGCUUGAUCCCUUUGUGACUAUCUGUUUCUUGAAUCGCACUCAUCAUCAAUCACUUUCGAUCUUCAAUCAUGUCAAUGUCGAAACCAUCCACUCCUCAACCAUCGAACACUCUUCUUCUCCGUAGGCAGCUCACAGAGCUAACCAAACACCCAGUUGAGGGGUUUUCUGCAGGACUUGUCGAUGACAAUAAUCUUUAUGAAUGGGAGGUCAUAAUAAUCGGGCCUCCGGACACCCUAUAUGAAGGAGGCUUUUUCAAAGCUCGUUUGACUUUCCCUUCCGAGUACCCUCUACAACCCCCAAAGAUGCGCUUCAUCACCCCCAUGUGGCACCCCAACAUUUACGCCGAUGGUGUGGUUUGUAUCUCCAUCUUGCAUGCUCCGGGCGACGAUCAAUACGGGUAUGAGGAUGCCGGUGAACGAUGGAUGCCUGUCCAUACAGUGGAAACGAUCCUUGUGAGCGUCAUAUCGCUAUUGUCGUCCGAGACCCCAAACACGGACAGCCCAGCCAAUGUCGAUGCCGCCAAAGAAAUUCGCACGGACCAUGCUGCAUACAAGAAGAAGGUACGACGCCUGGCACGCAAGAGUGCGGAGGAGGCCUUUGAUUAAUUCAUCCACCUGCAUCCUUCAUCUUACGGUUAUGCGUACUAUGGUCUCUGUUUUACUAGUUGCUGCAUCUUUUUUCUCGUCAAGUACGAAUGAGUCUACCAGAAUCUUUCAAUUCCAUUCUAAUUAGAACGACUCCAAUCAAACUCCAAUGACAUGUGGUCCGAUCACGUGACUGCAC